GAUGCGUUCAGGGACCCCAGAGUUCAUGGCUCCAGAGAUGUAUGAGGAGAAGUACGACGAGGCCGUGGACGUCUACGCCUUCGGCAUGUGCAUUCUGGAGAUGGCGACGUCGGACUACCCCUACUCUGAAUGUCAGAACGCGGCCCAGAUCUACCGCAAAGUCACCAACGGAGUCAAACCAGACAGCUUCUUCAAAGUUAAGGUUCCCGAGCUGAAGGAGAUCAUUGAAGGCUGCAUCCGCACCAACAGCAAUGAAAGGUUCACGGUCCAGGACCUGCUGGACCACCGGUUCUUCCAGGUGCAGCAGGGGGAGCAGCAGGGGGUCCACGUGGACCUGGCCGAGGACGAGGACGGGAAGAAGGCGGCCCUGAAGCUCUGGCUCCGCAUGGACCACAACAAGAAGCUGCACGGGAAGUACAAGGACAACAACGCCAUCGAGUUCCUGUUCGAGGUCUACAAGGACGUCCCGGAGGAGGUGGCCCAGGAAAUGGUGGUGCUGGGCUUCGUGUGCGAGGCGGACUAUGUGCUGGUUGCCAAGGCGAUCAGAAGCCGAGUGACCGCCAUAAAGCGCCAGCGGGAGAAACAGCGCCGCCUGCUGGAGGAUUCUGACCCCGCCCCCCCCACACCUCAACCCGCAACUACCGCCGGGGGGGCGGCCAAUCAGGACCUGUCUCCCUGGAUACAAGCCCCGCCCCCCAACUCCUCGGCAACCGUGACAUCAUCGACGGCCGGAGACGGAGAAGGAGACGAGGACGAGGACGAGGACAACACAGCCAGAGAGACCUCGAUGUCCUCAGCCGCAUCUCAGG
Messenger RNA from Etheostoma cragini (Arkansas darter), 809 nucleotides. Its product is annotated as serine/threonine-protein kinase WNK4-like. NCBI's taxonomy places the organism in Eukaryota, Metazoa, Chordata, Actinopteri, Perciformes, Percidae. The record is from RefSeq and is a predicted model, not a curated record. Gene Ontology annotation, cellular component: cytosol; cytoplasm. Gene Ontology annotation, biological process: positive regulation of potassium ion import across plasma membrane; protein phosphorylation; negative regulation of sodium ion transport. Gene Ontology annotation, molecular function: chloride channel inhibitor activity; ATP binding; protein serine/threonine kinase activity. The annotation marks the transcript as partial. The transcript is spliced from 5 exons.